Molecule: messenger RNA, 2755 nt
Organism: Megalops cyprinoides (Indo-Pacific tarpon)
Lineage: Eukaryota; Metazoa; Chordata; Actinopteri; Elopiformes; Megalopidae
Gene: rmnd1
Product: required for meiotic nuclear division 1 homolog
Exons: 12
Coding region: 127-1413 (428 amino acids)
Biological process (GO): positive regulation of mitochondrial translation
Source: RefSeq, a predicted model, not a curated record
GCCCGAGAAACCUAGCUAGAUGGCUACCUACGAACACAGCAUCGUGAACUUGUCGUAAGAAGCCUUGUCAGCGAUGGCCAUCACAUAAUUUGCUGUGUUUGUGACUGGGGAUCAAAAAGGUGAACUAUGGCUAUCAGGAUCCUCAGAAACCUGCCGAGACUCUGGCAGUUCCCGGAGAAGAGAAGUUUCAUCAGUCGACACACUGAGUCACAAUAUUCACUGCGAUGUGUGCCAGAUAUCCAGCUAAAGAAGAGAGACCUCUCAUGCUUCAGCUCUGCAUGCAGUCACAGUCUUAAGAGGGUGCCCCACCAAAGACAUUUCUUGAACGUGUUGGGAAACUGCCGUUUAAAGCAAGAAAGAGGUCUGAUGUGGGGUAGACAAUGUGUUGGCCCGUCUGGCAUGAACAGGACAUUCUCUCUGACCAUUAGUGUAACAAAGCAGCUCCAGUCAACCUCUGCCGCCAUGUCAGUGUCAAAACAGGGAGUGCUGCCGGGAAAGAGGCCGCCCAAAGGACCACGGACCAAGCAGCCAUCCAGAGCCAACCAGCCCCCGCAGGAUGAGGGCAAGGACAUGAUGCAGUGCAUUGCUUUUGCUACAGCUGACCAAUAUCACUUACCAACACUCAGCCAUGACCUUACAGCACAUGGGUUUUUUGAAAUUACAGAUUUGCCCCGAGAUGCUUCAAAUGUCUUAGUUAUUGGCACAGAAAUGGCAUCGAAACCUAAUGACAAUGCAGUGAUGUUUUUCUUCAGGGAGGGUUCUGUUGUAUUCUGGAAUGUAGAGGAGAAAACGUUGAAACACGUGAUGAGGAUCUUGGAGCAUCAUGAGAUUCAGCCCUACGAAGUGGCACUGGUUCACUGGGAGAACGAGGAAAUCAACUACUCAGUGGGAGAGGGAAACACAAAACUACACCAUGGGAACUUUAUAUUAAACAGUGAGCUGGAACAAGAUCAGGUGGUCCUGGAAAAGUUUGCCUUCUCCAAUGCACUUUCGCUGUCAGUGAAACUGGCCAUAUGGGAGGUAUCUCUGGACAAUUUUGUGGAGUCUAUCCAAUCAAUUCCUGAGAUGCUGAAGUCAGGAAAAAGGGUGAAGCUGUCUCGAGCAGAAGUCAUGCAAAAAAUUGGAGAGCUCUUUGCACUAAGACACUGUAUAAACCUUAGUUCUGAUCUGCUCAUCACCCCUGAUUUCUACUGGGACCGAGAGAACCUGGAGCAGCUCUAUGACAAGACCUGUCAGUUCCUUAGCAUCAACCGCAGAGUCAAGGUGAUGAAUGAGAAGCUCCAGCACUGCACAGAACUAACUGACCUUAUGAGGAACCACCUGAGCGAAAAGCACACCCUGCGACUGGAGUGGAUGAUUGUUGUUCUCAUCGCCAUAGAGGUGAUGUUUGAACUUGCCCGAGUCAUCUUUUAAAAUGUACCGCACCAAGAUACUAUCCCAAAAGAUGGGACAUCUCCACAGAGAUUGCCACUUAUGAAGAAGAACUUCCAGCAGAUAUUCAAGAACCUACAAGUCCUACCUUUGCUAUCUUUUUACCUUCAGAGCAUUCUUAGAGAGUGGUGUCAAAAGAGCAACAAAAUGUUUCAUGCCUCCAACACAGUGACUGUAGGCUGGGAAACAUUCCUGUUGACAUCCCAUAUCUUGGUAGAAAACUGCUGAAAACUUAUCUUAAAACAUGUCCUCUUUCCCAUUGAUCCCUUAUUGGUGGUUUCCAAGUCUUGAAUAUUUUCCUUACCAAUAGAGCAGGUUACAUCUAAUCUUCUAGUGUGUGUGAAUGAGGAUUAUCUUUUUCUGCACAUCAAAAAAAAAACAAUCAUGAUGCUGUUUCCAUCAACAGGGUUCCUACUCAAAUCAGAUUUAUUUUUGCCAUGACUUUUCAAUUAUGUUCCAUAAGGAUAAAUGUAAAAAAAAAUUCAAUAAACCACCAUGAAGAUUAAGAUACUUUGAAGAUGGAAUUGCAGGAGGAAAUGCUUUUGAGAUGUAUUGCUUUCAAAAUAUUGCAUGUCUCCACAGACACAUGCUCACUGGUGCUUUUGACAAUGAAUACAAGCCAUCAGUGAUACACUGUGGGCUUAAUGUACAAGGAGUACAACUAAAUUGUUAGCAGUAUCAGAACAAUGAUAUUUUGAGACUUGUAAAUGACAUUGGGCUAGUGAGUCAGCAGGUACGGUGGAUGCUUUGUGCUCUGUUAAAGAAAAAAAAAAUUAGAAAUAACAAAACAUUUGUGGGAAAUUCAUGACUUUUCAAGGACAAUGUGAAAUGUGAUCACUUUCAGUGACUUUUGUAACUUGACACGAUGAAAAUAUUUUUAAGGAUUUUUGAAGACUGCGAGAACUCUGAUCAAAUUACUUGUGCUGUAAAUCCCAGCAAUGGAUGCCUAUAUACACUGACUGUGAACUGCUGAAGGUAGAUGAAAAGCGAUUUUUGGUUGUCCUCAUUUGAAAGCCGUCUGACACACGUUUGAACACAAUACUCUUCUGAGCACAAAAGGAAAAAAUUACCAAAUGUUAUGCAGUAGAUUAUAAAUUAGUUUUAACUGACAUUUACAGGGUUUCUAUGUAUUUUCCUUGCAUUAACUUUGUCUGCGAGUAUCUAGAAUUAUGAACAGAACAGGCUUUUUGAUAUUUUUCUUGAUACCAUGUACAGUCACUGUUUUCACCAUUGCAAAAUCAGUUACAUUUUCAUCAGCCAGAAUUUUUUUUACAUCUUGUACUGCUUUUCAUGUCUGUGAAAUAAACCAAGAGAACCAAACCCU